This is a messenger RNA of Cloeon dipterum, 1690 nucleotides long. RefSeq names its product Bardet-Biedl syndrome 4 (gene BBS4). NCBI's taxonomy places the organism in Eukaryota, Metazoa, Arthropoda, Insecta, Ephemeroptera, Baetidae. Gene Ontology annotation, cellular component: ciliary basal body. The coding region runs from base 166 to 1452 and encodes 428 amino acids. The transcript is spliced from 9 exons. Gene Ontology annotation, biological process: protein localization to cilium; cilium assembly. Gene Ontology annotation, molecular function: protein binding. The record is from RefSeq and is a predicted model, not a curated record.
CGUCCGUUAGCAACAUAAAGCAUUUAAUUAUGCUUGGAUAUUUGUAUUUUUAAAUCUGGAUCAAUACAGUUGCCAAGCCAGAUAAUAAUAUGCUGCUUGCGUGUGACAGCAGUGGUCAGUCUGCUGCAGUUGGAGUAACACCUGGCGGCGCACAGGUGUAUUGCCAUGGAGGCUGAACCUGUCAGCAGACCAAAUAGAAAAGGCGUGUUGCUCUCAUUCGACACGUACAACUGGCUCAUCCACCUGAGGUACACGCGCAAGGAGACGCAGCAAUGCAAAGUUCUCAUAGGCAACCAGUUGUCCGCGUCCAGGGGAAUGGCUUACUUCCCUAACAUGAUGCAGGGAAUUAUUUUGCGGCAAGAGGGGAAAAUGCAGGAGUCUUUGGACUUCUUCCAAGCGUGCCAGUUAUACAAUCCAGGCCACUUGGAGAACCUCAAGCAAAUCGCCAAAUCCUGGUUGCUUGCUGGAAGACAUGAAGCCGCCUUAGAGACCUACGUGGACAUUGAAAGUGCCCUGCAGAAGCCAGAUUGGGAAAUUUACCACAACAUAGGUGUUUGCCUAUACUAUAUGAAGCAAUAUGCCAAGGCGAAGGAGUACCUGAGAAGGGCAAUCGAGGUGAGCAGCCAGGCUGAGUCGUACCAGGUGCUGAAAAACAUUUUACUUCUGGAGAACGAUCUGGACGGCGCCCUAGAGCUUUUCUCUGCAGCGGAAAAGUCGAACGCCGAUGCUGCUGGUCCAGGAAUAACCCUGAGUCUGGGCCUGCUGCUGGCAAAGGCCCGUCACAGGAACGACGCCUUGCAAAGGCUGAUGAUGGAGACGAAGAACGGCGCCGCCCUGCUGGCCGCCGGCUGCAUCAUGCAGGAGCGCAACGACGUCAACGCUGCCCUCGCCAGGUACAAGCUCGCCUCGCACCUCAUGCCUGAGUCGGCUGCUCUUUGGAACAACGUUGGAAUGUGCUUUUUGAAGAAGCAGAAGUUCGUCGCAGCCGUAUGCUGCUUAAAGAGAGCAAACUACCUGGCACCUUUUGACCAUAAGAUUCUCUACAACCUAGGGCUGAUCCAUUUGGUUAUGCAACAACUCGCCUCCGCGUUUCAUUUCCUGUCCGCCUGGGUGCACCAGUCUCCCUACAGAGGACAGACCUAUAUGCUGCUCGCAGUUGUGAUGUGGAAUUUGGGAUCGGUGGAGGCGGCAAAGGUUUUGUUCGAGCAGGCAGCGCGCAUCGACCAAAAGGACCCAUUGGUGGCUCUCAAUCUUGCCAUUUUCGUUCACAACACCACUAAAGAUACGGAUUUGAUCUCCUCGCAACUCAGAGACUUUCAGGAAAGAAUGCAAAACUUGCAGCAGACCACAGGCGAAUUUGUGGAUGAUGAGUUGGUGCGAGCUGCUCAUUUUUUGGCCGACAGACACCCUCGAGAAGAUAAUCGUAUCGUUGAGGAGGAGAUGAUAAUUUGAAAAUGAAUAUAUGAUGUUAAAAAAUGGUUGCAUUUCCUGUUGAUUUUAUAAAUUUGAGUGAUUCCCUUGCUAAAAUCUAUAUCUUUGAUAUUCGGCGUACAGUACCAUUUUAAUGAAUCGUGUAAUAUUUGCGAGGAGCAAUCAUCGCGAUAAAAGCCUUAUCUUAAACGAGGGAGAAAUUCUCAAUGGUUCUCUUUCUGUCGAUUUAUCAUAGUUGGCUAAAAAUGAAAAAUUGAAG